AUGACGUCGUCGUGGUGCUCACACUUGGACAUCAGCUUACAUUUGGAGCAUCAGCUACUCCAGGCAUAUGAAGGUCUACGAUUUCUACCAUCUAUGUCCACCGUACAUAUUUUUGGUUACGUAAGUGAACUACUCCCUCUGUUCCAUAAUGUCAAGGAGAACAACUACACAAGGAUCUGCGAGCAGAAAAGCAUGCUCACCGUGAACGGCCAGUUCCCCGGCCCGACCAUCACCGCGCAAAAGGGGGAGGUCUUCAUUGUCAACGUCUACAACCAGGGCAAUAAACCCAUCACCAUCCACUGGCAUGGAGUGGACCAGCCACGAAACCCCUGGCACGACGGCCCAGAGUUCAUAACGCAGUGUCCCAUCAACCCUGGUGCCAACUUCACCUACACCGUUGUCCUAUCGGAGGAGGAGGGCACACUCUGGUGGCAUGCGCACACUGAGUUUGAUCGUGCUAGUGUCCAUGGCGCCAUUAUCAUCCACCCCAAGCACGGCACUGACUAUCCCUUCAAGAAGCCGCACAAGGACAUACCCAUCAUCCUCGGUGAGUGGUGGAAGGCCAACGUGAGUCAUAUUUUGGAGGAGGCCCUACGUACCGGCAGUGGCAUUAAUAUCUCGGAUGCGACAACUAUUAACGGCCAACCUGGAGACCUAUUCCCGUGCUCCGAGGAGAACACUUUCAAAGUGUCCGUGAAGAGCGGCAAGACGUACCUGCUACGAAUCAUCAACGCCGGACUCACCAACGAUCUUUUCUUCGGCGUCGCCGAGCACCUUCUCACUAUUGUCGGCACCGAGGGACGCUACUUAAAGCCAUUCACUGUCGAGAACAUCAUGAUUUCGCCUGGACAGACAAUGGAUGCACUCCUCCAGGCUGACCGUUCAUCCAAUAGCAGCUACUACAUGGCGUCGAGGACAUUCGCAUCAAGAACCAACUUGGUGUACAACAACAGCACUGCCACGGCCAUCCUUGAAUACAUGGACGCGCCGCCCAUUGCACGAUCGGAACCAUACUUCCCCAACCUUCCAGCAAGCGACAACAUAACUGCGGCAACAGAGUACACAUCCCAGCUUCGGUCCCUAGCCAGCAAGGACCACCCGGUGGAUGUGCCGACACAUGUCGACGAGCACAUGCUCAUCACCUUAGCCACAAACAUUCUCCCAUGUCAAUCAUGUGAAAAUGGCAACCGCCUCGCGGCAAGCCUCAACAAUGUCAGUUUUGACAACCCCCAAACCGAUAUCCUCGACGCGUACUAUUACUCCAUCACAGGUGUCUUCGAGAAAGACUUCCCCAAAAAACCACCAUUCUUCUUCAACUUCACCAACGACAGCUAUUCCAAGGAGUUCAGGCUCACAAAGGCCGGUACCAAGGUGAAAGUACUAAAUUAUAGUUCCGUCGUGGAGGUGGUGUUCCAGGACACGGCCAUGAGCAACGAGACCCACCCCAUGCACCUGCACGGCUUCGCCUUUUAUGUUGUAGGGAUGGGCGUUGGGAACUUUGACAAGACCAAGGACCCAUCCAAGUACAACUUGGUCGACCCACCAUACCAGAAUACGGUCACGGUGCCUAAGCUUGGGUGGACCGCGAUGCGCUUCCGUGCUACAAACCCUGGUGUGUGGUUCAUGCAUUGCCACUUCGACCGCCAUACAGUGUGGGGGAUGAGCACUAUGUUCAUCGUGAAGGAAGGCAACACUCCUGAAUCUAGAAUGAGGCCUCGUCCUAGUAACAUGCCUAAGUGCCACAUGAGCGGUGAUGACAUUGGGCAGUACAACCAAGAAAAUAUUACAUUUAUCGAAUGA
Molecule: messenger RNA, 1800 nt
Organism: Triticum aestivum (bread wheat)
Lineage: Eukaryota; Viridiplantae; Streptophyta; Magnoliopsida; Poales; Poaceae
Product: putative laccase-9
Exons: 7
Coding region: 1-1800 (599 amino acids)
Biological process (GO): lignin catabolic process
Cellular component (GO): apoplast
Molecular function (GO): hydroquinone:oxygen oxidoreductase activity; copper ion binding
Source: RefSeq, a predicted model, not a curated record